Messenger RNA from Clunio marinus, 2606 nucleotides. Lineage: Eukaryota; Metazoa; Arthropoda; Insecta; Diptera; Chironomidae. The record is from the annotation of a GenBank genome assembly.
AUGGAUGAAACAAUGGCUGAUGUGACAUCGAAGGCUGUAUCUGAAGUGAAACACAUGGGUCAUAAUAUUGUAAUAAUUCGAGUUGAUGCUGAAAGUCACAUUUUGUUCUUCGAUAUCGAAGGAUUGAUUGUUGAACUGCACAGUGAAGAGUAUGCGGCGAUGAGUCCAACAACGUUAGAGGCGCAAGGAAUAUUGGCGAAGGUGGAGGAAGGAGCUGAACAAGUAGGAACGAAGAUUCAAGCUAAAGUCGAAACAGUUGUGAAACAAAUUAAUGAACCGGGAAUAGAUCCAUUUGAUAGUACUCGAAAGAUCAUUCCAAAAAUGGAAGCAACUCAUGUGAUGGAAGUAGCUCAGUUAAUGUUGUCACUGAUACAUUCUUGGGGUCUUGAUCCACUUUUGAAUAUUGUCUGUGAGACACAAUUAGGUCUUCUUCGCCCAAUGGUUCCUAUUUCAUACGGAGUAUCGUCAAAAGGUGACAUGUCACUUCUCUUGCCAACUUGGCAAAACACCAUCAAGAAAGAAACUGUUCAGAACUUAUUCAAAGGAAUGGAAUCAGUUCAAUUGAACAAGUCUCUUCCAGAGAAUUUAUUACGACAAGAGACUUUGACACGAUUAUUCACAGCUCGUUUGCAUUGGGAGUUAAGCACGACAUUAACAUCCAAUCAUCUAUUGGGAAUGGUUGCAAUGUCGAACACUUUAAUAUCGAUGAAUAUGGCGACAUUUAUUCCAGAACAAGAAAGAACUCGCAAGAUUUCCAAACAACAAUCGUUGACAUCGACGAAGGCAAAUGUUGUUGCGUGGGCGAGUGAUGAUGAGCAUGAAGAAAUUUUAACCGAACAACAAGGGAAGAUAAAACAAGGUUGGAGUCUUCUGUCAACACAUCAUUGCUUCUUGUUACCGGAUAAAGUUGAUUCGAUGGAGCCAAGAAACUUCAAACGGCCACAAGUGGAAUUGAUGGCACGACGUUGGCAACAUCAUUGCAUUGAGAUUCGACAAGCAGCUCAACAAUUGUUUCUUGGUGAAUUGGGACGAAUGGGAAAGAAAGGGCGGAAGCAGUUGGUUGAAAAUUGGGCUCAAUUCUUGCCACUUUACACUCAUACAGAACCAAUUGCCCAACAAGUUCUACCAGCAUCUCCAGUCAAUUCGUCAUCACCUGGAGGAAUUGACGCACGACAAUCAUCAACUGAUCCUAAUGAAGAAGAAAUUGAAGAAGAGGAAGAAGAAGUCGUUCGUCAGAAGCCAUCAAGUUUAGCAGAAUUGAAGAGAAAACAAUCAACAGCUGUUGUUCUUUUGGGUGUUAUUGGUGCUGAAUUCGGUCAAGAUAUUUCAAAUGAAACUAAUACAAAUCCAAAUCAAAAUAAGCAACUGCAACAACAACAGCAGACGCAGCAACAAAAGUUGCCAACUGAUCAACAACAGCAAAGAAGAAAGAGUUCUGUUGUUGAAGGUUUUGGUAUUGGUAACAAUAAUUUAGCUCGUCUUACGGCGAUGGCAUUGACGCAUUUGUUACUUGAACCGCCGACUAUGAAGCUUCCAGCUCAUACACCUUUAAGACGGGCAGCAAUUGAUAUGAUUGGAAGAGGAUUUACAGUUUGGGAGCCUUAUCAUGAUGUCAGUAAAGUUUUAUUGGGAUUACUUGAGAUUUCAUCAGAUGCAUGUCGAACUGCAAGGCAUGCACUUCGUCUUAUUGUGACAGCUCGUCCAGCUGCAUUUAUCACCACAAUGGCAAGGGAAGUUGCACUUUACAACACUCUACAGCAGAACUCGCAAGCAUUGAGUGUGCCACUAACUCAAUCAGUUCUUCAUCGAGCUAAGAAAGAAAUUCUGCAAUUUGUUGAAAUGUUGAUCGAAAAAAUGCAAACUGAAAUGUCGGUGUUGCUUGUUGAAGUGACUGACAUUACAAUUCAUUGCUUGGACAUGGCUGACUUAAAGAAUCGUGGCUUGAAUGAAGUUUGUCCUGCAAUUUGUAAAUUCAAUCAAGUUUCGCAUUGUGCGUCAACGAGGAGAAUUGCAGUUGGUGCUCAUAAUGGUCAUCUGGCGAUUUACGAAUUGAGACAAAAUAAAUGUCAAAUGAUUCCAGCUCAUCAUCAACCAAUAACAGCUUUAGCAUUCAGUCCCGAAGGAAAGUAUCUCGUCAGCUAUUCGUGCGCUGAAAAUCGUUUAUCAUUUUGGCAAACAAGCCCUGGAAUGUUUGGACUUGGACAAAGUCAAACGAAAUGCAUUAAAGGAUAUUCAACAGCUCCGAUUCCAGACGUAACACGAUUAAAUCAAAUGAGGUUAGCUAAGCUAAUUUGGAUAAAUAAUCGAACUGUCACACUUAUGUUAGCUGAUGGUUCUGAAACUAGAUUCUACAUUUAAACGACAAUUUGCAUACAUUUUUAACUAAAUAUUUGGAUGUCAGUUAAAUAAAUAAUCAAACAAUUGCUGUUGUUAUAUGUAUACAAGUCAAAUAAUUAUGAAAUUCAGAUAAUUAUGCAACACCAUAACUUACCUUCUAAAAGGUUUUCAGAACUUUAAUCAACGACUAUAAAUUAAGCUUUUCUCUUCUAAAACAUUGAAUGUAAGUUUCAACCAAAUAAAGAAAUAAAAAGUUAAUAAAGUUCAAA